This is a messenger RNA of Paecilomyces variotii, 1342 nucleotides long. RefSeq names its product kinase-like domain-containing protein. The coding region runs from base 146 to 1066 and encodes 306 amino acids. Gene Ontology annotation, biological process: protein phosphorylation. Gene Ontology annotation, cellular component: cytoplasm. The transcript has a single exon. Lineage: Eukaryota; Fungi; Ascomycota; Eurotiomycetes; Eurotiales; Thermoascaceae. The record is from RefSeq and is a predicted model, not a curated record. Gene Ontology annotation, molecular function: ATP binding; protein serine/threonine kinase activity.
CGAUUGACUCGCCCCUGUAUUUAAAGCUUCGCUCUAACCAUUAUCAAUAUCAAGUGCUUGUUCUUUUAUUUCACCUUGAACACUGGCUCCAGUCAACUUUUCUUUCAUUUUUCCUCUGUGUGUGUGUGUGUGUGUGUCACUGAACAUGUCCUCCCCAUUCCUGGAUCUGGACGGAAAUCCUAUAAAUGGAGACGAAGUUCUCGGGUAUGGCAGGGCCGGUCUGGUUGUCCUCCGUGAAAAUAUAGCAGUCAAAAUGCCAUUACGGUACAGAAGCAGUCGAGAUAGCGAUGUGGAAACCAAUAUAGAGGUUUUGCAACACGAGAAAGAGGUCUAUCAGCGGUUGGGACAGUGCGAAGGCGUGGUGCCUUGUAUCGGUUUCUCCGAAACAACGAUCCAGCUUAGCUUCAUGGCAAAUGGGGACCUACGUGCCUAUUUAAAUCGAAAUAGACCACCUAGGUCCUUGCAACUCUCGUGGUUUCGUGAUAUGGCUCGCACUCUCGCACGAAUACAUGAUCGCCGGGUCAUUGUAGCAGACAUUGCCAGUCGGAAUUUUCUUCUUUCCGAUGAUCUCUCCAUCAAAUUUUGUGACUUCACAGAAUCGUCUAUUCUUCAUCCUGACACCGACAUGGAGAAUUUCAAUGAUAAUGGAUAUUCUAUCCAGACAGACAUUGGGCAGCUUGGAGCAGUGAUAUAUGAGGUUGUUACCGGGAAACGUUGUGAUUUUGAUCUUUUCAAAGAUCAGCCAUCGACAAUUAGUGAAGCCAUGUGGCCUCGGAGAGAAAAUCUUCCUAAUGUCAAAGAUAUUUGGCUCGGACCAAUCAUCGAUAAAUGCUGGACAGAAGGCUCUUUCAAAAACGCGGAAGGUGUGGCAAAGGCAUUGGAUGCUAUAACGUUCCAAUCUCUAUAUUCGGACGACAUUAGCAAAAUACCACCGGAGAAAGAGCCUCAGUCACAACUCUCGAAUACGCCUUCCACAUAUAAUAUUUCAAUGCGACAUACUCUGGCCCUUUCAGUCGUCGUUGGUAUCAUUGCACUUUAUACCACGUGGGGUUCCAGACGACGUUAGAAACGUACUCUAUACUUAGAACAUUUCCCGCUAUUUUGCUAUCAUCUCGUGACGAAUUUCAAAUAAAGGAGCAUCGGGUCAGUUUAGGUCCCUUGAGAAGUUUGUUUUUGUUAUGAUCACUUGCUUUAGAAUGGAACAAUUACGUUCACGUCAGCGCUCGGGUUUCUUGAACAAAUAUCUACUACUUGACCCAAGCUUUUUAAUAAUCAGAACUCCGAAAUUAUCUACAUAGUGUGAUUAUGGAGCAUAUCCGCACUGUAUGAUACUGAAUUGAAC